AUGGAUGACGACAAGUUCGAUCUGUACAGCGACGAUCUGUACUCUGACGUGCUGGGCAAAGCAGAAGACGGUCAAGCUAUCAAGGUAGAUCCUGAAGAGACCGAUCCGGCCUCGACCUCUACCAAGCGUCAACGUGCCGAAUCGGCCGACGAAAAACCUCCCACCUCGUCAACCACGCAGCAAUCAACACAACCUUCCACAUCGUCGUACCAACGACAUCAAGAUGAGCCUCUUUCCGCUGGCCCAUCGCUUCCCGCCAUCCCAAACAAUACCGCUGCACCGCCUGUCAGGAGUACAAUGUCGACGCUUGCUGGACGACCCAAAGUGACCGAUCCGAACAUCCAAAAUGCGGUUUACAUUGGUGAUCUCAAUUGGUGGUCCACCGACGAAGAGAUCCGUCAGAUCGCAUCGUCGGUCGGCGUGACGCUAAGCUUGAACGAUAUUACAUUUUCGGAGCACAAAGUAAACGGCAAAAGCAAAGGUGUAGCCUACGUCGAGACCGAGAGUGAAGCGGAUGCACGGAAGAUCAAGACGUGGUUCGAGGAGAAUGACUUCCACUUCAAAAGGGCCAAUGUCACCCUGACGACCAGUGCGAAUGGAAAUCCAUUUAGGACGUUGCCGAAGGACCCAAUGCCCAAGUCGGAACGAGCGCAGAGAGGUGGUGGCGGUAUGGGCAUGGGAAUGGGAAUGGGCGCAAGAGGAGGUGGUAUGGCAGGCGGUAUAGGUAGGGGAGGUCACAAUGGCCCACAAGCUCCUAUGGCAGGAGCGCCGAUCAGGAUGGGUGGCAGCAAUGCCAAUGUUCCGCCGAUGGGCAUGAUGAAUCCAAUGAUGAUGGGCAUGAUGGGCGGUGCAGGUCCAGGCACAGGCGCGAAUCGACCGUACGGUAGAGGAGGCGGGCGUGGUGGAGGCAACGGUUGGGGCGGUCGCGGUGGUCGCGGUGGCAACGCUGGUGGCGGUGGAGGAGGUGGUGGUGGUGGAGGGGGGCAUUUCAAUCCCAACUUUUUUGGCAUGCCAGGCGCAGGUGGGAUGAUGGGAAUGCCGAUGGGCGCUGGUACUGGCGUCGGUCCAAAUGGAGGACAGCAAGACGACCGUGAACGAAAACGUCAUCGCAUGGACGAAAACUGA
Molecule: messenger RNA, 1125 nt
Organism: Mycosarcoma maydis (corn smut)
Lineage: Eukaryota; Fungi; Basidiomycota; Ustilaginomycetes; Ustilaginales
Exons: 2
Coding region: 1-1125 (374 amino acids)
Biological process (GO): mRNA alternative polyadenylation
Cellular component (GO): mRNA cleavage and polyadenylation specificity factor complex
Molecular function (GO): mRNA binding
Source: RefSeq, a predicted model, not a curated record